GAGAUCAAAAUCGAGGAGCUCACGGAUCAGCUCAACGCCUUGAGGGAGGCAAACAGGAUUGCGGAGGGCAGGGUAGAGGACCUAAGGCGCGCGCUGAGGUCAGAGGAGACGAGGCACAGGAGGGAGAAGGAUGAGCUCAUGCAGAAGCUGCAGAGCCUGGGCAACGAUGACGAUGACAGGAACGGUGAGACGAGCGAGCUGAGGGAGAGGCUGAGGAGCACGGAGCAGGAGAAGAACGUACUCGUGAACGAUUUCGAGUGGAAGGAGCUCCAGUGGAAGACCCAGAUCGAGAACGCAAAGCUUGAACUGGAGGAAACGAAGAGGAGGUCUGUCAACAAGGCCAAAGAACACGAGUCGCAAAUCGCGGCGCUGGAGGCGACCGCGAAGGAGGCGCUUGAGGGCAGACCUGUGCCCCAGGAGCCGCUGGACGUCCGACCUGUGCCCCAGGACUCCCCGCGGGCAGAGGGCCAGCCAGCCCUCGCAUUGGGGUGGCUGCUCCGCUGCCCGGUGCGCAGCGCCGGGUCGUCCUCUCGGAUCGAGAAGCCCGCCUUCUGUCAGGAGUCCUGCUGGCAGGUGGUCAGUCAGAUCUCUGGCAUGGUGGCGCUCUGGUGCUCCAUCGGCGAGCACGUUAUCCAGCACGCCUCCCGAGAG
Messenger RNA from Prorocentrum cordatum, 651 nucleotides. The record is from the annotation of a GenBank genome assembly. Lineage: Eukaryota; Dinophyceae; Prorocentrales; Prorocentraceae.